GCGCCUAAACCAUCGAAGCUCUUUCUGCCUCUUCUCUCGCGUCGUUCGGAACUCAAACGCAGUCACUGUUUCCGUUGAUAUCUCUCGGACUUGGUUUAUGAGCUCGAAGGAGAGACCCACUCUCGGUGGUACGCGGAUUAAGACCCGCAAACGGAAUAUUGCAGCGCCUCUGGACCCUGCAGCAUUUGCAGAAGCAGUGGUCCAGAUUUAUCUGGAAAAUGACGGUGAUCUUGAACUUGUUGCCAAGAGCAUAGAGUCUGCAGACUUGAACUUCUCAAGAUAUGGUGACACCUUCUUCGAGGUUGUCUUCACAGGAGGACGCACUCAACCUGGUACGACAAAGCCUGAUGAGGGGGAGCGCCACACUUAUUCUAUUAUAGAUUGUGAACCAAAACGUGAAGCUAUUUUGCCAUCUGUUCUCUAUAUUCAAAAGAUUUUGCGCCGCAGGCCGUUUCUAAUAAAGAAUCUUGAAAAUGUUAUGCGAAGAUUCCUGCAGUCAUUGGAACUUUUUGAGGAGAAUGAAAGGAAGAAGCUUGCAAUUUUUACAGCCCUUACAUUCUCCCAAAAGCUAUCUGGGCUUCCACCGGAGACAGUAUUCCAGCCACUGCUCAAGGACAAUCUUGUUGGCAAGGGGAUAGUGCUCGCAUUUAUAACAGACUUCUUCACGGAAUAUCUUGUGGAUAAUAGCCUUGAUGAUCUGAUUGCACUUUUGAAGCGAGGGAAGAUGGAGGACAAUCUCUUUGACUUCUUCCCAUCAUCUAAGCGCACUCUGGAAGGUUUUUCUGAGCAUUUCACCAAGGCAGGGUUACUAAAUUUGGUUCAAUACAAUGAAAAGAAGAUGUUUGAGGUCAAACUCAAGGAGAUGAAGUCUGCACUGACAACCCAGAUAGCCGAGGAGACCGAUAUAUCCGAAGUCAUAGAUACUGUGAAGCAACGUGUUAAGGAUGCUAAUUUACCUGACAUUGAAGUUGUACGCAUUUUGUGGGAUGUCAUAAUGGAUGCUGUUCAAUGGUCUGGGAAAAAUCAGCAGCAGAAUGCUAAUUCAGCUCUCCGGCAGGUGAAAACAUGGGCAGAACUUUUAAAUACUUUCUGUACCAAUGGGAAGUUGGAGCUUGAACUCAUGUACAAAGUUCAAAUCCAGUGCUAUGAGGAUGCAAAAUUAAUGAAGUUAUUUCCUGAAAUUGUGAGGUCUCUCUAUGAUCAGGAUGUGCUUGCAGAAGAUACCGUUCUUGUUUGGUUCCGCAAAGGAACAAACCCAAAGGGCAGACAAACCUUUGUGAAGGCAUUGGAGCCAUUUGUGAAUUGGCUGGAAGAGGCUGAAGAAGAAGAAUGAGUGAAGAUUGAGAUUGUGAUCUCCCUCGUCUCAUAAACUAGUAAUUUAUUGUCUCGGAAUAUUUACCUUCCUGAUAAUCACAUAACUUAUUAUGCGUCGAUGAUA
Messenger RNA from Telopea speciosissima, 1438 nucleotides. Its product is annotated as basic leucine zipper and W2 domain-containing protein 2-like. Gene Ontology annotation, molecular function: protein binding. Gene Ontology annotation, cellular component: membrane; cytoplasm. Bases 98 to 1333 code for a protein of 411 amino acids. Lineage: Eukaryota; Viridiplantae; Streptophyta; Magnoliopsida; Proteales; Proteaceae. The record is from RefSeq and is a predicted model, not a curated record. The transcript has 9 exons.